Messenger RNA from Quercus lobata, 1502 nucleotides. Its product is annotated as short-chain dehydrogenase/reductase 2b-like. Gene Ontology annotation, cellular component: membrane. Gene Ontology annotation, molecular function: oxidoreductase activity, acting on the CH-OH group of donors, NAD or NADP as acceptor. The record is from RefSeq and is a predicted model, not a curated record. The transcript has 7 exons. NCBI's taxonomy places the organism in Eukaryota, Viridiplantae, Streptophyta, Magnoliopsida, Fagales, Fagaceae. Bases 384 to 1307 code for a protein of 307 amino acids.
GUUGAUUCAUUGUAUAGGGCAUGUGCGGUGAAUCCAGAUUCGAGAUUCCUCACUUUUCACUUUUCUAUGUCUGACUUCUUCUUGAACUUCUGAGGCUCCUCCUCUGUCCUUCUUCCCCUCCAAUGUUCUCUGUGAUUGCGACUCCCACUACCACUUAUCUCACAAACUCACUACCAUUAAUAUCUAAUCUGAAAGCUGCUGUGAGCCCCCUGCAGAUAGUGGAGAUCAUCACUGAUUAUUCUUCUCACUACCCUUCAAGAGAUCUUAAGCAGUUAUCAUUUGUGUGAGAAAAAAUCGGAUCUUCACGGUGGAGUUACAGUUUGAACUUAAAAGCCAUAAGAAACCAAGAGAGAAGUUCAUCAAGGCAUCCGAGCAUUGCAGAAAUGGAAAGCAGUGGAAAGCAUGCAGCAGAAAGGUAUGCGGUGGUUACAGGGUCAAACAGGGGCAUUGGUCGUGAAACUGUGCGGCAACUUGCAUCUCAAGGUGUGAAAGUUGUUUUGACAGCUCGAAAUGAGAAGAGGGGUAUGGAGGCUUUGCAGUCGCUCCAUGAGUCGGGUUUGACGAAUGUAGUCUUCCAUCUGCUCGAUGUUUUGGACCCAGUUAGCAUCAACUCCUUGGCCAAUUUCAUCCAGGAAAAAUUUGGCAGGCUUGAUAUCUUGGUUAAUAAUGCUGGAGCUUCUGGGGUUGUGGUUGAUGAGGAAGGCCUGAAGGCCUUAAACAUAGACCCCUCAGCCUGGCUCUCAGGGGAGGCUUACAAGUUGAUUGAACUUCACGGAGUGAUUAAAACAAAUUAUGAGAAAGCAGAAGAAUGCUUGAAUAUUAAUUACUAUGGUAUGAAAAGAGUAACAGAGGCUCUACUGCCACUAUUACAGCUUUCCCCUGCUGGUGCAAGGAUAGUAAAUGUGUCCUCUCUCAGGAGUGAGCUAAAGAGGAUACCUGGUGAGCAUAUAAGAAAAGAACUAAGCAACAUAGAGUCUCUAACCGAAGAAAGAGUGGAAGUGGUUUUAAGAAGAUUUUUGCAUGACUUGAAAGAAAAUGCACUUGAAGCCAAUGGAUGGUCAUUGAUGCUACCUGCUUAUAGCAUCUCCAAGGUCACCCUCAAUGCCUACACUAGAAUUCUGGCCAGGAAGUUCCCUAACAUGUGUAUCAACUGUGUUCAUCCUGGCUAUGUCAAGACAGAUAUAAACUGGAAUACAGGGAUAUUGACUGUAGAAGAAGGAGCUAGAGGUCCAGUUAUGCUGGCUCUUUUACCUGAUGGAGGACCUAAUGGCUGCUAUUUUGAUCGUACUGAAGUGGCUGAGUUUUGAUUCAGCUGUAUGUCAAAUCAAGUUUUUACUUCUGCUACUUGACCAACGGAAACUACAACAUUAUGCUUCAAAGUAAAGAUUUUGGAUAAGAACUACCUUCAUUUUGGAUAAAAAAAAUUUCAUCGCACGCAUGUGAUCAUGUGAUGAGACUAGUCAUUAUUAAUUAUUAUUACAAAAGUUGUGAUUUUUUUUUUU